Rhinopithecus roxellana (golden snub-nosed monkey) is the source of this 6841-nucleotide messenger RNA. RefSeq names its product leucine rich repeat containing 14 (gene LRRC14). The record is from RefSeq and is a predicted model, not a curated record. Gene Ontology annotation, cellular component: cytoplasm. The coding region runs from base 1673 to 3154 and encodes 493 amino acids. NCBI's taxonomy places the organism in Eukaryota, Metazoa, Chordata, Mammalia, Primates, Cercopithecidae. Gene Ontology annotation, molecular function: kinase binding. The transcript is spliced from 3 exons.
CGGGUGGCUAGGCGGGGGUCGGAGUGGGGCGACGCACGUCCCUGGCCCUGCCUGGCCGCAAGGGGCAGGGCGGCGGUCGCUCGGGGCGGCCCGGCUGAGGGAGGCAGUAGCUGCAUUUGGGAGCCCGGGGCCGAAGCCGGGAGCCCGGGCGGUGCCAUAGCGGGCCGGGAAGGACUGGGAGUCCCCCGGCCGGUCGGAGCGGCGUCAGGCCCUGGUGGGAGACGCACCUGGCCUGGAGGAGCAGGCCCCGCCUGGGAGGCGAAAGAGCGGAGGGACCAGCGUCUCCCGCCACUCGAGGCCCAGAGGAGCCGGGCGGGGGCAUUUUUUUAGAAACGCAGGCAGCCGAGGACCGACGCGUUCCCCAUAGCCGGCGGGAGGGGCGGGGGCGUCGCACGGAGGUGCCUGCCUCCCUUGGUGGCCAGGCCGUCUGCUUUCGUGUCCUCCCGUGACAGGUGCUCGGUUGGUCUGUCCUGUCAGAGCGAGGUAUGACCGUUGAGAUCUAAGAAUGAGACCGAGGGUUGGUGUCUGGGACUUUUCAGGAAGCGGUUCCUUAAGAACUUAUUUGUAUGUGGAAAAGUCGGCAAAAACGAGGGCCCUGGGGCAGAGUGUCCUCCCCAGACCCCUUCCCUGACUUGUCACUCAAGGCUGUGACCUUGGGCCAGGCCUAGGCCUUCAUUUUCUAAUCUGUCACAGAGAGAUGGCUGCGAUGUAGUUUUGAGGAUGCUGCAGUCAGCAGCAGGGCUGGCACCCUGUGUCCCAGGUACCUUGUGGCCUCGGGUGUGUUCGCGCGCAUCUCUGCAGCUUGGGUGCUGCUUAGGCAGCUUUCUUUGCCUUGUCUGAGCAAUCUGUAGCCUUGCACCUUCGGAAUCCCACAUAAGACUUAUUCUUUCCACAGUGGCUCUCCAGGGAAGAGGGAGAGGUUUUAGGCCACUGGUAAGAGCCACCAAAGGUGAGGGUUGCUUUCUUUCAGGGGUCUCCGUGUUUGGUGACACUCUGGAGAAUAGUUUUUUUUGCGGGGAGGCUUAUAUUGAAGGCUUGGAUUUCAUAGGCCACAUCAUCUGGACUCAGUGUUCCCUGGGUCUCGGUCUUUUCAACCUGCCCUGCUGCUUAUGAAGCUGCAUCUGUUCUUCCAGCUCUUUGUUGUUUUGUGGAGUCCCAGGGUAGCCCUGGAGAGCCUCUGUGAGGAGAGGGGAGGGAAACGUGAUUUGGUGGCUUGACCCCUUGGAGUGUCCCAUCAACGUUAAUGCUGAUGAAGGUUGGUGGGGAGAGGCCUGGACUUUACUCAGGGUUUGUGAAGCAGCUUCGUAAUUUGGGAGGCCUGAAGUACCCAUGGGGGGCCCUGCAAGGCAACAGGCAUCUGUCAAAAGCACACCCGAGCAAGCGAGUUGUCGACGACGUCACACUGCCUGACGCUUGGUUUCCCUAAAGAGUCCUGUGCCUCUGGAGGGCUGGGGCUGAGUUGUGACCUUGUCUGCCAGUUCACUGCACCUAGCCCAGCGCUAGGCAUCUAAUAGGUGCUUGUGUGUGCCGUGGCCUCUGCUAACUUCUGACUUUGUUUCAGGCACUAUGCUAGGCCUUCCUACCACCUGUGUGUGGCUUGGUAGUGGCCUAGGGUCUCUCCUCCCUGCUGAAGUCCCUCUCCUGCAGGUGGCCGUCUGCCCGGCCCAGCACCAUGCACACGCUUGUGUUCUUGAGCACGCGGCAGGUGCUGCAGUGCCAGCCAGCUGCCUGCCAGGCCCUGCCCCUGCUGCCACGCGAACUCUUCCCCCUGCUGUUCAAGGUGGCCUUCAUGGACAAGAAGACAGUGGUAUUGCGCGAGUUGGUACACACAUGGCCCUUCCCGCUGCUCAGUUUCCAGCAGCUGCUACAGGAGUGUGCCCACUGCAGCCGUGCCCUCCUGCAGGAGCGGCCUAGCACUGAGAGCAUGCAGGCCGUUAUCCUGGGGCUGACUGCCCGGCUCCACACCCCAGAGCCUGGGGCCAGCACACAGCCCCUCUGCAGGAAGCAUGCGCUGCGGGUGCUGGACAUGACAGGCCUCUUGGAUGAUGGUGUGGAACAGGAUCCUGGCACCAUGAGCAUGUGGGACUGUACUGCUGCCGUAGCUCGCACAUGCAUCGCCCAGCAGCAGGGGGGUGCCACAGAGCCUGGGCCAGCCCCUGUCCCCGUGGAGGUGCGUGUGGACCUGCGGGUGAACCGGGCCUCCUAUGCAUUCCUGCGGGAGGCACUCCGAAGCAGCGUGGGCAGCCCACUGCGGCUCUGCUGCCGGGACCUGCGAGCUGAGGACCUGCCCAUGCGCAACACUGUGGCCCUGCUGCAGCUUCUGGAUGCAGGCUGCUUGCGCCGGGUGGACCUGCGCUUCAACAACCUGGGCCUGCGUGGUCUGUCUGUAAUCAUCCCACACGUGGCUCGCUUCCAGCACCUGGCCAGCCUGCGGCUCCACUAUGUGCAUGGGGAUUCGAGGCAGCCUUCCGUGGAUGGCGAGGACAACUUUCGCUACUUCCUUGCCCAGAUGGGCCGCUUCACCUGUCUGCGCGAGCUCAGCAUGGGCUCCUCUCUCCUUUCAGGGAGGCUGGACCAGCUGCUCAGCACCCUGCAGAGCCCCCUGGAGAGCCUGGAGUUGGCCUUCUGUGCUCUCUUGCCUGAGGACCUGCGCUUCCUGGCACGGAGCCCCCAUGCUGCCCACCUCAAGAAGUUGGACCUGAGUGGUAACGACCUGUCUGGCAGCCAGCUGGCACCCUUCCAGGGUCUGCUGCAGGCAUCAGCAGCCACACUGCUGCAUCUGGAGCUGACUGAGUGCCAGCUUGCAGACACCCAGCUGUUGGCCACACUUCCCAUCCUGACUCAGUGUGCCAGUCUCCGGUACCUUGGCCUUUAUGGCAACCCACUGUCCAUGGCGGGCCUCAAGGAGCUGUUGCGGGACUCAGCGGCGCAGGCUGAGCUGCGUACUGUGGUGCACCCCUUCCCUGUGGACUGCUAUGAGGGCUUGCCCUGGCCGCCGCCUGCCUCUGUCCUGCUGGAGGCCUCCAUCAAUGAGGAGAAGUUUGCCCGCGUAGAAGCAGAGUUGCAUCAGCUGCUUCUAGCCUCAGGCCGUGCCCAUGUGCUCUGGACCACGGACAUCUACGGGCGACUGGCUGCAGACUACUUCAGCCUAUGAUGAAGUAGCUCUGGGUGGGACACAGGCCGCCCUGCAGUCUCUCUAGGUAGGCAGGGCCUUUGCUGGACCCUGGUGGAGGCCUGUCACAAAAGCACUGGUUUCUGGUUUCCUGCUGGGUCCGCCUUCUGGGCACACCUCCAGCCUCCCCUGCUUUCUGCAGUGCCCCACGCGGUUUUCCCUGCACUUGCUCCAUGAUUGGCUGACCGUCUGUGGGCCCCAGGGCUGGAUGUCAAGCCUCCAUUGCCCUGCUCAGUUUGGCUGCAUUUGGCUGCCUUGUGGGGUCCUGGUCCUUUGUGCAAAUGCUUUGGGAUCCCACUUGUGAGUUGAGAGAGAUGAUGGCCUCUCUGAACCUUUCCCAUCCCGUUACUGAGAGCUCAGUGCUCUGGGGUUGAAGUUGGACAGAGGCUGCUUCAGGGAGGCUGGGGUCCCCAGGCACUCGUGCCUCUUACGUGUUCCCUGCCCUGCUACCCAGCCACCCCACUGGGCUGGGCUCGGGCUGGAGGAGGUCAUCAAGGUACAAAUGUGCCUGGAAAUUGAAUUUAUGGCUGUUUUUUUUCCUGUCCACAUUGGUCGGCCUUAUCCUUAUCUCUGCUGUCACCACCCCCAACAUGGCCACUGGGCAACAACUGCCAUCCAGCCUGCCCGCAGGGCGGCCCCUUCUGCACUGCCGGCCAGUCUUUGCUCUUCCCACCUUUCGGAGUCCCAAGAUCCUACUGUGGCCGGCCAGGGCCAGCGAGGGACCCCCCCUGCAGAGCUGGAGGUUGGGGUGAUGUCUUUUCGGAAGAACUUCAAGGGAGGUGUUGGGGCCUCCCUGGCCACCUUCCAUUGCUACCCCAGGAUUCCCGAGUGUAACGCUCCCGGUGCGCGUCCCACACACGACUCACCGCACACUGCGCGGCUUCCACCUUUACUGACGGAGCCUGUGCGAGGCCGCGCCGGCCAAUCCCCGGCGCCCACGUCAUCUGCCCGCGCCCGCGGCCCUAGCAGUGGAUCUCGUAGGCGACCGGCGGGGGCACGCGGAGUCCCGGCCCCGUCCCCUCUGUUGGUCCGCAGUCCGCGGGCGCCUCCGCCAUACCCUCGGCGAAGAGCGGCUUGGAGCGGUUGAUGACGAACAUCUCGUGUCCGCACUCAUCGCGGAGCUCCUCUAGCUGUGCGAACGUGCAGGGGCCGUCCGAGUAGUCGUUGACGAACAGCGCUCCCUCCCCCGGCGGCCCCCGCGCCUUUUUUCGCCUGCGGCGCCGGCGACAGAUCAUGGCGACCAGGAGCAGCGCCGUGAGCGCCAGCAGCGCGAUGGCCGCCGCAAUGGCCGUCUGCGUGGCCAGGCCCAGGGCGCGGAAGGCCAUGCUUCCCGCCUCGGGCCGGGGCUCGCGACCAGCGGGGCGGGCGGCCGGAGGCGGCGGUUGCGCGGGCUGCUGCGGCUGCUGCCGGGACGCGUUGACCAGGAGCCGGAAGGGCACGCGGGCAGCGCCACCAGCGUUGGAGGCCUCGCACUCGUACUUGCCGGCAUGGGCCAGCGUGAUGUUGGUGAGGAAGAGCAUGCCGCUGCCCGUGUCGGAUGCCGAGUGUCCGCCCAGGCCCGGCGCCCCGCCUUCUAGCUGGGCCUGGGCUCGCGGCCGGCCCUCGCGAGGCUGGAGCACCUUUCUCCAGGUCACCAAUGGCUGCGGGUAGCCGGAGGCUUGGCAGGCAACCCGAAGGUCCUCACCCAGGUUGGCUGUGAGCUCCAGCGGCUGCACGUGGACAGAGGGCGGAAUACAGAUGAGGCUGCUGUGGGAUAUAUCCAGGAGACUCUGGAGCGCCAGGCGCGGGGGCUCUGCACACAUGAUCUUCCUGUCCCUGGAGGUGAGCAGCCGCUGGCCGCCCUCCUUGAUCCAGGCACCCAGCCAGUGCAGGGCGCAGUCACAGCGCCAUGGGUUCUCUGUGGGAGAGCAGCAUCAGGCAGGUGGUUUGAGGAUGGUGCUACAACACAGCCUGUGCGGUUGGGGUUCUGCGGGCCAGGGCAGGGGCCUCUUUCCCACCUACCACAGCCUUUUCACACGGUGUCCAAGGCCCCUGCCACCCCUUCCUUCACCCCAAGCUCCUUGGGGCGGCGGCAGCCCUUCACCCCCGCCCCGCCCCCCUCCGCUUUAGCUCUGUGAUGCCUGCAUGUUACAGAUCACUUCUGCGUCAGUCUCUGAGAAAGCACCUGCUCCUCAAAUCUUCCUGCAACAAGUGCCACUGUUUUUAGGAACCUGGGCGUCCACAUAGGCAUCUCACCAGCACUGAAACCUUACAAAUCCUCUCAGCCUUGUCUUUGGAUGCUCUCUUGGGAAUGUCCCCAGUCCUGAUCAGCUGUUUCUCUCCUUUGCCAUUUUUGCCUCCCCUCUGAGGGCCUAAAAGUGUACAGAAUCCUCAACUCUGUUAAGUCACCCUGUGUGGUUCCUGUCUUUUCUUCCUCAGGCAGGGUGCCUGAGCUGUAUCCCCCAGCACGCCCAUUCCCGCAGCCCUCCACUGUGGCUGCAGGCAGUGGUGCGGCCCUCCAGACUGCUGCCCGGUUGCCUGCUGUCAAAGCCCCUCCACACAUGAGCCUGUUCCCUACUGCCACUACCUGGCCAAGACAGAGACACUUUCCGAGGAAGAAGUACCUGUGAGGCGCAGGACUUGCAGACUGGCCAGGGGCUGCAGCGCCUCUCGACUGAUGGUACCCAGCUGGUUCCUGCUGAGGUCCAGCAGUGCUAGGGAGGACAGCCCCGCUAGAGCCUGGUCCUCCAGCAGCUCAAUGCUGUUUUCUUGCAGGUGAAGCUCCUGCAGUCGCUGAAGUAGGGACAGCAGAUCGUGAGGAAAAAGGGCGCCGAGGUUGGGGGCAUGCCCCCCUUCUUACUAAGCUACACUACGUUGCCUUUUCUAACGACUCCAGCCCUACCGGGCGAGCGACCAUAAUGGAGUAUCCCGCCCCUUCAGACCCCAGGCGCUCACCGGCAGGUGCAAGAAGGUGAAAUCCAGCAGCCGCGCCAGCUGGUUGCCCGCCAGGUAGAGCACGCGCAGCUGGGCCAGGCCUGCGAAGGCGCUGCUGCGCAAGGCGCGCAGCCGGUUGCUGGUGAGCGCCAGCUCCAGCAGGCGCGGCUGCGCUCGGAAGGCGCCGGCCUCCAGGGCGCGCAGGCUGUUGUUGUGCAGGUAGAGCCGCCGCAGAGCGGCCAGCGGCGCCAGGGCUCCUGGCUCCAGGCGCGCGAUGUUGUUGUCCUGCAGGAACAGUGUCUGCAGGCCGGGGAAAGGGGAGGCGCUUACCCCGCUGCGGGGGUCUUCUCCCUGGGGGCACCCUGUCCUCCCGCAGCUCCACACGGUGCCCACCUGCGUCCCUGGCGGGAUUCCCAGCGGGACGACACGCAACCGCAGAGCGCCGCACUCCACUGUGGCGCUGUAGCAGCGGCAGGCUGCUGGGCAGCCGGCGGUGCGGGGCGGCAGUAGUAGUAGUAGCAGCAGCAGCAGCAGCAGCAGCAGCAGCGCGGGGGCCCCCGGGGCCAUCUCCCAAGGCCCAGCUCCUCACCGGCCCUUACGCGGUUCAGCCGCGGAUGCGUGCCCUCCUGAAACAUAGGUUGGCAGGCCAGUCUCGGCAGUCGAGAGCCAGCCAAUAGAUGGAAUGGAGGCCUGCACCUGCGUCUAACUUUUGACGCUACAAAUCGGCUCAAGAAACUAAUAAAACGUUCGGUUUUC